AUGAACAUGAAACUCGCCGACACCCGCACCAAACAACCGCCCCUCAAAGCUCUCUUAGACAAAUAUAGACCAAACCUGAAACUCUUCGAAGAAAUCUACCGCCAACUACAUCAAAACCCCGAACUCUCCACCCAAGAAUCCCAAACCGCUAAAGCAGCCUCCGAUCAUCUCCACACUCUAGACUUCGAGAUCCACACAGAUAUAGGCGGAAACGGUGUCGCAGGAAUUCUCCGAAAUGGACCAGGUCCCAAAAUACUUCUACGGGCGGAUAUGGACGCUUUGCCAUUGGAAGAGAAGACCGGACUUCCGUACGCGAGUAAGAAGGUCGUGAAAGAUCCAUCCGGAAAACCCACACCAGUUAUGCAUGCCUGUGGACACGAUUUCCAUGUGACUGCUUUACUCGCUGCAUGCACGCUCUUACAUGCUGCGCGCGAAUCCUGGAGCGGGACUCUACUCGUUAUCUUUCAACCCGCAGAAGAGGCUCUAGGUGGAGCGCGCGCUAUGAUUGAUGAUGGACUCUAUGAGAAGAUCCCGAAACCGGAUAUUGUUCUUGCGCAGCAUGUUAUGUGCUUGAGGGCUGGAAAUUUGAACAUUCGCUCUGGGAGACUUCUUACUGCGGCUGAUGCAUUUGAUAUUCGCGUUUUCGGACGUGGAGGACAUGGGUCUGCGCCGCAGACUACUAUUGAUCCUGUGGUUAUUGGGGCGUCAAUUGUGGUGAAAUUACAGAGUAUUGUGGCAAGGGAGAUUACGCCGGGUGAGUUGGCUGUUGUUUCGGUUGGGAGUAUUAAUGCGGGAUUUGCGGCGAAUGUUAUUCCCGAUUAUUUGGAUUUGAAGGUUAGUGUGAGGACCUUUGAUGAGGGCGUUAGGAUGAAAGUGCAUGAUGCGAUUCGGAGGAUUGUUGAAGCGGAGUGUAAGGCUGGCGGUGCGACUCAGGAACCAGAGAUCAAGUUGGUGUCUUCGACACCGGCGACUGUCAAUGAUGAUCAAUUGGUUAAGGAUUUGGAAGGGACAUUUGGGCCCUACUUUGGGGAUCGAAUGGUGGAUAUGGAGAGACCAAGUGCUAGUGAGGACUUUUCGCUUUUGGCGACGGAGGUUGGGGCUCCAUAUGUUAUGUGGAUGUUUGGUGGCAUUGAUGAGAAGACAUGGGAUGAAGCUGUUCGUAAGGGAAAGGUGAAUGAGUUGCCGAGUAACCAUUCGCCAUUCUUUGCGCCAGUGAUUGAACCGACUUUGAAGACGGGUGUAGAUGCUUUUGCACUGGGAGCGCUGACAUUUUUGGAACGGAAAUAA
This is a messenger RNA of Penicillium malachiteum, 1287 nucleotides long. Its product is annotated as putative zinc metallopeptidase. The transcript has 2 exons. Gene Ontology annotation, molecular function: hydrolase activity. The record is from RefSeq and is a predicted model, not a curated record. The coding region runs from base 1 to 1287 and encodes 428 amino acids. NCBI's taxonomy places the organism in Eukaryota, Fungi, Ascomycota, Eurotiomycetes, Eurotiales, Aspergillaceae.